AUGUUCGGAUUUGUCCAUUGUAAUGCAUCCAUAUUAGCUCGACAAAAUACUGAUUCAGAUCUAUUUUUUGUUCGAAUAUUAGUCAAAAAUUGGCUCUGGCCUAUUAUAACUCUAUUUGGUGUAACUGGAAAUAUUUUAGCAAUUAUUGUUUUAACAAAACGUCGUAUGAUUAUGUCAUCAACAAAUAAUUAUUUAGUAGCUUUAGCUCUUGUUGAUAUUGCCUAUUUAGUCUUAACACUUAUACUUAAUACCGCACAAAAUCCAUGCUUUGCUGGUACUACAAUAUCCAAUGUUCUAUUAGUAAUAUGUCGACCAAUUGCAGAUUUUGCAUCAAAUUCAAGUGUUUGGUUAACAGUAACAUUUACAGUUGAACGUUGGGUUGCAAUAACAUAUCCAUUACAAAGUCGUACAUGGUGUACUAUAGAUCGAGCACGAAGAAUAAUUUUAAGUGUUAUGUGUGCAUCACUUUUAUGUACAUUACCAUCAGCAUUUGAAAUGAAACUUGUACGAAUAAUUAAAAAAACCAAUCUUUCGAAUGAAACUAUUUAUACAAGUUAUAUUGAAGCUCAACUAACUGCAUUGGGGAGCAGUGUACUUUAUCAUAAAAUUUAUUUUAAUUUUGUUACAUUUGCUAUUGUUUGGAUUCCACUUGUCCUACUUGUAAUUUUCAAUACAAUUCUUAUUUCUUAUGUUCGUCGUUCCAAACUGCAUAUACAAAAAACUAACGAAGGUAUACACUUACGUCGACAUAAUCGUGGAAGUCAAGGUGAACAACGAAAAACAACGAUUAUGUUAAUUGCUGUUGUUAUUGUUUUUACUGUUUGUCAAAUUCCUCAAGCUAUAUCAUUAACACUUCAAUCAUUUGUUCCUAAAUUAGCUCAAACCUCCAAAGUUCUUAUUUAUAAUAAUUUUGCCAAUUGUUUAGUAGCUGUUAAUGCGUCCAUUAAUUUUGUUUUAUAUUGUUGUUUUUCUGAUCGAUUUCGUUCAAUAUUUCGUUCAAAUUUUACGUUUAUAAGUAAAUAUUGUGCACAGUAUAUUCAACCUGAAUGGACAAGAAAAUCGAAUAAUCAUCAACAUACAUUUUCAAAUUCAUGUGAUAAUAUAUCUCUUACAAAUUAUUCAACACAUGGAAAUCAAAUACAUAGUUGUAUAUCGAAUGUUAGUGGUGGUGGUGAUAAUAAUAUAAAAAAUCUUCAUCGUAAUAUUACAAGUCAAAUUCAUUUAAAUAAAAAACAAAAACUAUUAGAAUUUUUUCGAUUAAAAGAUUUAUCACCAAAAAUGAAAUCAAAACCAGGAAACAUUCGAUUGAAAGAUCUAACUUUACUUCAAAAUAUUGAAUCGUUCUCAAGUUCUCCAGCAUUAAGUCCAGUAAAAAGUUCAACACUUCCUGUUCGACCAUCGCAUGCAUCAAAUGUAUCCUUAUGUGGUGAUCGAACGUUAAAAAUAUCUUUUGAUGAACCAAUAUCAAAACAAUUCUCUAAAAAUGACAUUUUUUAUUCUAUUCUUAUGAAACAACAAUCACUUUCAUAUGAUAAAUUAGAUCGAUCAAAUUUAAAACCUAAAACUCAACCAAAAUGUUAUUCAUAUCGUUCAUUAAGAGAAAAUAAUAAAGAUACUGAACAAAUAUGGAUAAAACGUCAUCGAUCUGAACAAUUACUAGAUCGUCAUAAAUCACUUAGUUGGAACGGAAUGAUGGAUGUUACUGUAUUAUAA
Molecule: messenger RNA, 1713 nt
Organism: Adineta steineri
Lineage: Eukaryota; Metazoa; Rotifera; Eurotatoria; Adinetida; Adinetidae
Source: the annotation of a GenBank genome assembly